GGGGGCAGCCGGGCAGUCAUUCCCUUCCCUUUCUCUGAGCAAUCCAGCGAUGGGUGAGGCUGACUAGCUGAGCAGGUCGGGCGGCCGGCCCUGAAGAGAUGCCCGUGCCCCGGUCCCGGUCUUUCCACUUGCAGCUAGCUAGCAGCGGCAGCACCUACCCUAGGUACCCCACCCGGCCCAGUCCAUGGCGCGCGGGCGGUCCCCUCCGCCUCCGCGGCACCACGCCACACGCCCCGAGAACCAAUCACGUCGUCCGCCUGCCUGGCUCCUCACCCCCGCCCGGUCUUUUAAGCCCACCACGCCCACUUGCAGCAGCAGCACCACCACGCCACCCCACCGUGUUCCCCAUAUCGUCCAGUUGCCGUAGUUUUACGCGAGAACGCACGCGCGCAUCUGCCAAAACAAACAAACCCACGUCCCGGCCACCGCGCGCGCGCGUGCCUCGUCGUCGUCCUAGCUAGCUAGCUCGAUCGAUCCUCCCUCGCUCAGCUGCCGUCGACCUCUCUCUCGCGGAGAGAGAGAUAGAGAGAGGUUGGGGUUUGUCGGCACUCGGCAAUCGACAUCAUGAGGCGCUUCCUGCCUGCUGGAGGCGGCGGCGGCGGCGGGGAGCCGUCGUCCUCCUCGUCGUCGGGCGGGCACCAGCACCACCAGCACGGCGGGCUCGCAUCGGGCGAGAGGGCGGCGGCGGGCCUGCGGUACCGAGGAGGCGCCGACAUAUCGCUGGGGCACGGGCACGACGAUGGUGGACAUGGUCGUAGCAUCGACGCGGCGGACAGGCGGAACGACGGGUCCAUGGACAUGCUGGCGCGGCACAGCAGCUCGCCGGUCGGCUUCUUCUCCAACCUCGUGGUGGACAACGGGUAUCCACGCUCAAAUAAAGCCGGAGGCGGUGGUGGCGUCGAAGGUCAGCAGCAUGAUCCAUCAACGGCCGCCAAUGCCAGUGGCAGCAGUGCCCGGAAGAUGAAGACGCCCGAGUUCAACUUCACCGGUGCGCAGCAGGGCCAGCAGCUGGGCGCGGCCGCGGGCCACCUCUCGCGGAUCUCCGAGGACGGCGCCUUCCCGGGCGGCAUGAUGGGCGACCGCGCGGGCCGCGGCUCUGCUGGCGAGAGCAGCGGUGCCGCCGCGGCGGCGCGCUCGUACUCGGCCGGCGGGUUCUCCAUCGUUGGGCCGUGGGAGGAGUCCAGGGACAUCAUUACCACCCUCGGCGCAUACGACCCUCAGUUUAGCGGCGCCAUGGCGGGUACGGCGCUAGAGAUGGCGGGCAUGGACAGGUACGUGCAGCUGCAGCAAGACCAGGUGCCGUUCAAAGUGCGCGCCAAGCGCGGGUGCGCCACGCACCCCAGGAGCAUCGCCGAGAGGGAGAGGAGGACGAGGAUCAGCGAGAAGCUCAGGAAGCUCCAGGACCUCGUGCCCAACAUGGACAAGCAAACGAGCACCGCGGACAUGUUGGACCUUGCAGUUGAGCACAUCAGGGGCCUGCAGAGCGAGCUGCAGGCUCUGAAACACGAACAGGAGAAGUGUACCUGCUGCCGAAAGCGAUAGCGAUUCACGACGGCCGGGGGAUCGGACCAAGAGAGCAGAAACACGUACGUCGUCUAUCAUAUCUGUAGCGGUUCAUAGUUGAUACGUGCCCUUACCUUCAGUGUCCUUGAUGAGAGGAAUGUACAUGGAUGAAGACAUGACAGACAGCCAUCUAAUUUUAGUUACAACAACAUGUCGGAUUACCUACUGCUCCACCUUUUCCGAAGACCGAAGCAACGAAGACCCAUGUGAGCAACUAGCUAGCCAGUAGCCAGUGCAGUGCAGUGCUAAAAUGGGCGGCCCUCCUAGUCUGAUCCGAUGAUCCUUGGAUUUCUUCUGUUCCUGCUUGAUGUUCAACUCCAAUUUUAGAUCUCUUUUAGGAUCUGAAAACAGUUUUGCUAUUUAUUUAAACAAGCUGCUUAAUUUUAUUUUGAUAUUUAGUAUAAUUAAUAUUUGUUGACUGACGUCAGAAGAAGAGGCUCCUUUUUUUUUUCUUUUGUAUAAGGUAAAAGAAAGGGCUUUUAGGCUUUUAUACAGAUAUAAAGGCUUUGGUGAUGUUUUUGUAUAUAUUUCUUAAACUUAUAAUUGUUUCAAUAGGCAUUAUAAUAGAUCUGUAUUAUUUCAGAAGAGGGUA
Zea mays is the source of this 2155-nucleotide messenger RNA. RefSeq names its product transcription factor bHLH128. Gene Ontology annotation, biological process: regulation of transcription by RNA polymerase II. The transcript has 6 exons. The coding region runs from base 565 to 1542 and encodes 325 amino acids. Gene Ontology annotation, molecular function: protein dimerization activity; DNA-binding transcription factor activity, RNA polymerase II-specific; RNA polymerase II cis-regulatory region sequence-specific DNA binding. The record is from RefSeq and is a predicted model, not a curated record. Gene Ontology annotation, cellular component: nucleus. NCBI's taxonomy places the organism in Eukaryota, Viridiplantae, Streptophyta, Magnoliopsida, Poales, Poaceae.